Messenger RNA from Coregonus clupeaformis (lake whitefish), 3133 nucleotides. RefSeq names its product zinc finger protein RFP-like. Gene Ontology annotation, molecular function: protein binding; zinc ion binding. The transcript has a single exon. The record is from RefSeq and is a predicted model, not a curated record. The coding region runs from base 606 to 2288 and encodes 560 amino acids. NCBI's taxonomy places the organism in Eukaryota, Metazoa, Chordata, Actinopteri, Salmoniformes, Salmonidae.
CUUUCCACAGGGGGUACUUGAGGAGACUCAUGAGACCAUAGGUCUUCUGGUAAAAUGCACAUGAGGUGGUACUUCAGAGGUACUCUGGGAAGAGCAAAAUUCAGUUGGUGGUACAGUAACCAAAAAGGGGUGUUCAGCCGCGUGUAAAUAGGUUAGCUCUGUACCUUUAAGAGAAACAAUAAGCAACCCACUCUUUGCUGAAGUGAAAGUAAAGUGAAGAGACUUGGUAUCAGCAACGGAAACCCUCCUCCUCUUCCUCCUCAUCAGAAAUCUUGCUACACAACUACGCUGCGUUGUAUCUCUGUGAGAGUCUUAUUAAUCUAGGAAUCGUAAUAACAGUUAACAUCAACAUAGGUGAGUUAAAAAAACAUAAUUUACCUGGACAAGUAGUAACAUAAACGUCAUACCGUAGCAUGAUCACUUGUUAAACAUGUUUGCCUUUGGUAAAGGUAUUUUUCAAAAUUAAUUAGUAGAACGGGCUGGUACCUAUCAAAUAUUUAAAUACAAAAGAUUGGUUGGAAUCAUAAUGUCUGGCUUGCUUGACAACUCUGAAUCAUUUAUUGAGACGUUUAUUUUUAUUAUAGAGAGCCAAUUGAGUCCAGGAAAUGCUUUAUGGUUUCACCUUUGGUCUCUGUCUAGAUAUGUCCACCUCCAGCAGUCUCCUGUCUGAAGAGCAGUUGCUGUGCUCUAUCUGUCUAGAUGUGUUCACUGAGCCGGUCACCAUUUCUUGUGGACAUAACUUCUGCAAGGCCUGUAUCAGUGGAUACUGGGAUAGCAAUGACCUGUGCCAGUGUCCAUUAUGUAAGGAGAAUUUCUACAGGAAACCUGAGCUUCGUGUCAACACAGCGUUCAGAGAGGUUGUAGAGAAUUUUAAGAAGAUGAGAGUCAGAGGUAAAGAUGAAUCCCCUGCCAAACCAGGACAAGUGUCCUGUGACCUCUGCACUGGGACGAAGCUCAAGGCCCAGAAGUCCUGUCUGGUGUGUCAGACCUCUUACUGUGAGACUCACCUGGAGCCUCAUCAGAGAGUCGCAGCCUUAAAGAGACACAAGCUGAUCAACCCUGUGGAGAACCUGGAAGACAGGAUGUGUAAGAAGCAUGACAGACCUCUAGAGCUGUUCUGUAGGACUGACCAGACUUGUGUGUGUCGAUUCUGCACUGAGACAGACCACAAGACUCAUGCCACGGUCCCUCUAGAGGAAGAGUGUGGAGAGAGGAAGGCUCAGCUGAGGACGACUAAGGCAGAAGUACAGCAGAUGAUCCUGGAGAGACUGCAGAAGGUUCAGGAGAUCAAACACUCAGUAGAUCUCAGCAAGAAAGAUGCAGAAAGAGAGAUAUCAGACAGUGUGCAGGUCUUCACUGAUCUGGUGCGCUCCAUUGAGAGAAGCCAGGCUGAGCUCAUUGAGGUGAUUGAGGAGAAGCAGAGAGCAGCAGAGAGGCAGGCUGAAGGGCUCAUUAAAGAGCUGGAGCAGGAAAUCACUGAGCUAAAGAGGAGAAGCACUGAGCUGGAGCAGCUCUCACACACUGAGGACCAGCUCCACCUCCUCCAGAGCUUCCCAUCCCUGGGCACCCCUCCACCCAUCAGAGACUGGUCUGAGAUCAGUGUUCACAGUGAUCUGUGUGUGGGGACUGUGAGGAGAGCUGUAUCUCAGCUGGACGAGACACUGAAUAAAGAGAUUGAGAAGCUGCCUGAAGUCAAACUGAAGAGGAUUCAGCAGUAUGCAGUGGAUGUGACUCUGGACCCUGAUACAGCACAUCCCUAUCUCAUCAUGUCUGAGGAUAGAAAACAAGUGAAACAUGGAGAUACAAAACAGGAUCUCCCUGACUACCCAGAGAGGUUCAAUCUUGUUGUCUGUGUAUUGGGAAAGAAGGGCUUCUCCUCAGGGAGAUUUUACUAUGAGGUGAUGGUUGAAGGAAAGACUAAGUGGGAUUUAGGAGUGGCCAGAGAGUCCAUCAACAGGAAGGGGGAAAUCACACUGAGCUCUGAGGAUGGAUACUGGACUCUGUGGCUGAGGAAUGGAGAAUACGAGGCUCAUGCUGAGCCCAGUGUCCUGCUCCACCUGAGAGAGAAGCUCCAGAAGGUGGGGGUGUUUGUGGAUUAUGAGGAGGGUCAGGUCUCCUUUUAUGAUGUGGAGGCCAGGUCUCAUAUCUACUCUUUCACUGACUGCACCUUUACUGAUAAACUCUAUCCAUUGUUCUGCCCCUGUCGUAAUGAUGAUGGUGAAAACUCUACCCCUCUGAUCAUCUCUCCUGUCAAUGACGGACUGAGAUUAACCUUAAAGCAUAGUUGAUGGGCAUUCUUUGGAGGAGACUGCAGUGUAAUAUGAAUGUCACAAAUGGUUGUUUAUGUCCUUAUACUCCUUAAUGAUAUCUGGUCUCUCUCUCAUUGUUAUUAAGAAAAAUAAAAUCAGUAAAUGUAUCACCACUCCUAAAAAGUUGUAAUAAAUAAUUCCUUAAUAAAAUGCUUAUAGAAAGGGUUUCUAGGGGAUUUAUUUCCCUAAUUACAUGUAAUGCCAUAGCCUCCCUCUUUCACAGGGGACAAUGAGGAAUUCUCUCUUUCUCUCAAUGAUAUUUAUAUUAAUUAUAUCCUUCUCCUUUAAAGUAGCUUGAAUUAGGGGAACUUGAUCCUUAGUCUGGGGUUGUGGUCUCCCAUUGUGCUAGUGGUAAAUCCUUGCAUUGCUUUCCAUGUCUUUACUACUUCAUCCUGUAACUUGUGUCAGAAAUGGGAUAGUGCCUUUGUGCAAAAGGGAGAGGUGUGCUGUGGUAGUCCUGGGAGGGGACUUGAAAGAAGGUGCAUAGGCAUGCUUCCCAAAGGAGGGUGUUGCAACUAUACACCUAAUUUUCAAACGUUGCUAUGGGCACAGACACACAACGGAAGUGAUAGAUUCGACUUCUGCUUUACUUCCCUACUGCAGCGCGGCGGUGGCAACCUCGGUGGGUGACAAAAUUAUUUGAAGGAGUCAAUUUAUAGAGCAUAAAAGUCAAGUAGGCCUAAACUAGUAUAAGUGUAAUGCCAUAUUUAAUUCAUCCAAGUUCGCUAACAUUAGCUAGGCCUACUAGUUCUGUUGUGAUAACGUUAGUUGUGUCAGAGUUAAGGGCCAUCAACUAAGCCAAUAACGAUAACUAUAGGCUACAC